Messenger RNA from Colias croceus (clouded yellow), 2220 nucleotides. RefSeq names its product ribosomal RNA processing protein 1 homolog (gene Nnp-1). Gene Ontology annotation, biological process: rRNA processing. Bases 96 to 2111 code for a protein of 671 amino acids. The transcript is spliced from 11 exons. Gene Ontology annotation, cellular component: preribosome, large subunit precursor; nucleus; preribosome, small subunit precursor. The record is from RefSeq and is a predicted model, not a curated record. Lineage: Eukaryota; Metazoa; Arthropoda; Insecta; Lepidoptera; Pieridae.
UACGUCGCGCCCGCGGUUUGCUCGCGUUGCAUUAAUGUAUUUUUAAUUUUAAGAUUAUUUAAACAAAUCUAAUUACCUACCAAAAGUGUAUCAAUAUGAAGGUGGUGGAUAAACGGAGUGCUAAAAAGCAGAAAAAUAAGAAGAAGUUACUCACAAAACCAAAAAAGGAAAAAGUUUUGGUAGUCGCACAAGAAUUUAAAUUUGCAAAAUUAUUAUCUGGAAAUGAGAAGAAAAGCCGCGAUCGUGUAUUGAAAACACUUAAAAAGUGGCUUUUGAAUUGUUUUUCAAAGAAUUAUGUUUUCAAAGAAGAUGACUUCAUACGUGUGUGGAAAGGACUUUUUUACGCAGUUUGGAUGUCGGAUAAACCAUUGGUUCAGGAAGACCUAUGUGAAAGUAUAUCGCAAAUCCUCGAUCUGUUCCCAAAUGAACAGCUCGACAAUGCCAUAAUGAUGACCAAAGUGGGAUUCAAAGUGCUAGCCAUGGAGUGGUAUGGGAUAGACCAGCAUAGGAUUGAUAAGUUUAUGAUGCUUGUACGUCGUUACUUGCGCGGCAGUUUUCGAUGUUUGUUACGCACGGAUUGGGACCUAGAGGCUUGUAAAAAGUACGCCAACAUGCUCUCUUCGGAGGAUGGUCUAUUGGCACUCAAGACACCGUUUUACGCGAGAAAUGCACUGUCGUUAAUAUUACAUGUCAUUGAUUGUUAUUUAGAAGAAUUGUCUAAAAUAUCCAAAGGCAAGAUCUCCAACGAGAGCCUGCUAGAACUAAUCGAUCCCUAUCUAAAGCAUGUAUGCAACGGUGAGAGUGUCCAAGUGGCCAUCACUUGCCGUCAACUAUUGACAGAUUGGAUAAAACAGAGCGAAGCCGGCUUGAAGUAUGCUGGAGCUACUGUGGCUUGGAAGAAGAUGGGUUGUCCUGCCGGUGGGCCGGAUGCUCUCGAGCUGGUGUCCGAUGAUGAGGCUGAUGAUGAGCAGCAACAGGAACCGGAGAGUGAACAGUCAUCAGCGCUAGACCCUCGAGCUGGUCACGUGGACGUUGUACUGGAACCUCUCCCCGUACCCUCGGAGCUGGUGGUGGAACGCACCAAGUUGCUGAUGAAGAGCUGUUCCUGUCCCAAAGCUUAUAAACGAGCUAAGGCCUGUUUGGAGAGAUUCGAGAAACUAUCCCGCGAUGAUUAUCCCCUGAAAAUUAAAAUGGAAGAAGUAGAAAGUAAAUUACCGCAAUCUGCCAAAAAGAAAGCUGCAGCUGCGUUGAGGAAUCUGGAGAGAAAUCUCGUUGUUAGCGCUGAUGAAUUGGCUCUUAGAGGUCUCCGUCGUAAACACAGAAAGCGUCUGCUCGCCAAAACUCGCGCCGGUCUCAGUAUUGUGGAAGAUGUACAAACAGACAAACAUAAAAACCUCACGAAUGGUGAUACAACAUCAGAAGAAAAAACGGAAAAACCCAGCAAAAAUAAAUUUAAAAACAACAAGCGUAAAAAUCAAGAACCAAGCAAAGAAGUUGUUAUUAAAAAGGCUAAAGUAGAACAUAUUAAAGUUACUAAGUUGAAAACUUCAAGUAAUUUAAGUGAAAAUAAAUUAAAUAAAAAGUCUAAUAAGGAAAAUGUUAAAGUAAAUAAUGACAAUGGCGUAGACAAUAAGAAUGUUUCUAAAAAGGUUAAAAAUGAAGAUAAAGUAGCGAAUAAAAAACAAGAGAAAAGCAAGAAAAAUGAAGUUAUAGUUAAUGGUAAUAAACCAAAAGUAUUAGAUUCAAAAUCUGUUAAAAAAGAAAAUAUACCUAAAGAAACUACUAAAGUAGUUAAGAAAGAAGCGAAUAAAGAAAAACAAAUUAAAACAAAAGACGCAAAAACAAAUAAAACAGAUAACAAAGACACAAAAGCUAAAAAUUAUCAGAAACAAGUGGACAAUAAAAACAUGGAGACGCCGAAAAAAGUUAAAUUCGUUUUAAAAAAUAAUUGUAUGCAAGGAACUAUAGAUUAUUAUAAGAGUGUACGGCAAAGUCCGAAUAUUCCCUUUGACAGUAGUAAAAAACCGAAUAAAACGAAUUUAAAACCGUCAACCCCGUCACCGAUAAACCCUUUCUUUAAAAAGAAACUUAAAUUACGAGGAAAGUUCUAGAUAAAUUUUCACAUGCAUUUUUGUUAAAAUAAAGUUUCUUUUUCGUUUGACAAAUUUCUUUGUUAGGGCCGAUUUUUCAAUCCCUGGUUAAAACUUAUCCGUCCAAUAA